CACUAUUUAUUCUCUGUCCUCCAUUUUUCCAUUCCACGCUUUUUCCAUUUUCAGUUCCAAAGAAAGCCCUCAACUUUUAUUCACAAUUGCAAAAUCUCCACUUGGGCCUUGUUCAUCACUCCCUUUAACAAUCUGGGUCUUCCUCUUUUUCAUCAAAGUUACUAUUUUUUGUUGAUCCAUUGAUGAUGGCAUCAAUGGGUUCUUUACCAUUUCUUAUGGAAACAAAUGCUGACAAUACUUUGCUACUGCUUCACACUCGUUCUUUCAAAUUUUCACCAAAAUUUAGCACUGUAAGUGCUUCACUAUUUGAGCAUUCAGGAACUAGGGGAUUGGAUCGUGGUAGAUUGAACCAUAGGUGUAGGAAGGGUUUGCUGUGCCUAUGGGGGAAUAAGCGUAUAAGAGCUAUAGGUAAGAGUUUUGGGAAAAGUGAGGAUAAGGAUGAGUCAGAGGAAAUGCUUCAGGCCACCAUUGAAAAGAGCAAAAAGGUUCUUGCUUUGCAAAGGGAACUUCUUCAACAGAUUGCUGAAAGAAAGAAACUAAUUUCUUCUAUAAAUAGUGACAGCAUUCCUGAAUCAGAAGGGAACAUGAUUUCUUAUGAACGCAGUGACAAAUCUCUGUCAAGUGACUCGAAUCCACAGAAAGAUUCUGUCAGUGGUCGCGAUGCUGUGGAAAAUCAAAAUAGUAACAUUGUUCUGAGGAAUUAUGUCGAUUCUAAUGAAGAGGAGAUACUAGAUGUCUCAUCUGCAGGCAUUGAUCGAGGUUUAGAUGAAGGUGAGGAGGAAGAUGAUAAUUUCUCACCUGCUGAAGCGGCUUCAUCUAAGCUAUAUUUCAAUGAACAAUUGAAAUACAAGAGAUAUGAGCCAAUAAUGCCUGAUACUUUGCCAAACUACCUUGCAAAUAGCAAUGAAACUUCUAGUGUAAAGGUUGGAAAUCUGGAAGGUGUGAGAGAAUCAAGUUUAAAGGAGGUCACUGAUGAAGUUGACAAUGUUGAGAGUGAAGGUGACAAAUCCCCACCGUUAGCUGGGGUCAAUAUCAUCAAUAUUAUAUUAGUUGCUACAGAAUGUACUCCCUGGUCAAAAACAGGUGGGCUUGGAGAUGUUGCUGGAUCAUUACCGAAGGCUUUGGCUCGGCGUGGACAUAGGGUUAUGGUUGUGGUGCCUCGGUAUGGUAAUUAUGCUGAACCACAAGAUACAGGAGUACGGAAAAGGUACAAAGUAGAUGGUCAGGACAUGGAAGUAAUGUAUUUCCAGGCUUAUAUUGAUGGUGUCGACUUCGUUUUUAUUGAGAGUCCCAUAUUUCGCCAUUUACAGCAUAACAUCUAUGGUGGAAACCGAGUGGAUAUUCUGAAACGCAUGGUGCUGUUUUGCAAAGCAGCUGCUGAGGUUCCUUGGCAUGUUCCAUGUGGUGGUGUUUGCUAUGGAGAUGGAAAUUUGGUAUUCAUAGCAAAUGAUUGGCAUACUGCAUUGCUGCCUGUGUAUCUGAAAGCAUAUUAUCGCGACAAUGGUUUGAUGACGUUUACAAGAUCCGUUCUUGUGAUUCAUAACAUAGCUCACCAGGGUCGGGGCCCAGUUGAUGAUUUCAACUAUGUGGAUUUACCUGAACACUACAUAGACCUUUUCAAAUUAUAUGACCCCAUUGGAGGUGACCACUUCAAUAUAUUUGCAGCUGGUUUAAAGGCCGCAGACCGGAUUGUCACGGUUAGUCACGGAUAUGCAUGGGAGCUUAAAACUUCUGAAGGUGGGUGGGGUUUGCAUGGGAUCAUAAGCGAGAAUGACUGGAAAUUCAGGGGUAUUGUGAAUGGCAUUGAUACCAAAGAUUGGAGCCCCCAGUUUGAUGUUCACUUGAAAUCAGAUGGCUACACUAACUACACCCUUGAGACCAUGCAAAGUGGUAAGAGUCAAUGUAAACAAGCCUUGCAAAAGGAGCUUGGUUUGCCUAUCCGUGAAGAUGUUCCAUUAAUUGCUUUCAUUGGAAGGUUGGAUCAACAGAAAGGUGUUGAUCUCAUAGCUGAAGCAAUUCCUUGGAUGAUGGGGCAAGAUGUGCAACUAAUCAUGUUGGGAACUGGAAGGCCUGAUCUAGAACAAAUGCUUAGGCAAUUUGAAUGCCAACACCAUGACAAAAUCAGAGGAUGGGUUGGUUUUUCAGUGAAAAUGGCUCACAGGAUAACUGCAGGUUCAGACAUAUUGCUAAUGCCAUCAAGAUUUGAGCCAUGUGGAUUGAAUCAACUCUAUGCCAUGAACUAUGGAACAGUUCCUGUUGUGCAUGCUGUUGGUGGACUUAGAGAUACAGUGCAACCUUUUAAUCCUUUUGAUGAGUCAGGCCUUGGAUGGACAUUUGAUAGUGCAGAAGCUCAUAAGUUAAUACAUGCAUUAGGGAACUGUUUAUUGACCUAUAGGGAGUAUAAGAAGAGUUGGGAAGGGCUUCAACAACGAGGGAUGACACAAGAUCUUAGUUGGGACAAUGCUGCUCAGCAAUAUGAAGAAGUUCUCCUUGCUGCCAAAUUCCAAUGGGGUCAUGAUUGUUGUACAAGGGAAAGGAACUGAGCAUAUUGUUUAUAAGAAGAUAUUUCAGGGUCAUCACUCUUGCAACCUUCAUAAUAUAGGUCCCGGAGCACAUUUUUGUCUUGUAAACCAAGGAUUAUCUAAUACGGUUGUUAUAUAUUUCAUGUGUCAGGCACAUAUCAAUGUAGCAAACUGAGCAAAAUAUAAAUUGAAGUGCUUAGAAAA
Gastrolobium bilobum is the source of this 2726-nucleotide messenger RNA. RefSeq names its product granule-bound starch synthase 2, chloroplastic/amyloplastic. Lineage: Eukaryota; Viridiplantae; Streptophyta; Magnoliopsida; Fabales; Fabaceae. Bases 183 to 2543 code for a protein of 786 amino acids. The record is from RefSeq and is a predicted model, not a curated record. Gene Ontology annotation, molecular function: alpha-1,4-glucan glucosyltransferase (UDP-glucose donor) activity. The transcript has 9 exons.